Messenger RNA from Metarhizium robertsii ARSEF 23, 1242 nucleotides. RefSeq lists its product as uncharacterized. The transcript has 2 exons. The record is from RefSeq and is a predicted model, not a curated record. Bases 1 to 1242 code for a protein of 413 amino acids. Lineage: Eukaryota; Fungi; Ascomycota; Sordariomycetes; Hypocreales; Clavicipitaceae.
AUGAAGACGGGAAAGACGCGCCGGGAGAAAUCGACCUCUGAGAAGCAAAAUAGAGAGAAAGCACUUCAGACCAAGCGAAAUCGAAAUCGUCAAGCGCAGAGCCUGUUUCGGCAAAGAAAACAGGUCGCGGAAGCUGCGGAACGGCACAGAAUACAGACAUUGGAGGGCAUUGUGCAGGAAUCUAGCAACGUUUUCAUCGACUUUGUAGACGAGCUGCUCGGUAAAGAAGGUAUCUUGCGUCACUAUCCCGAGCUCGGUACAUCCAUCCACCAUUCGGUGGCUCGUCUUCUCACCCUCACCAAGACUCUACACGCGGCAGACGAUGCAGCGACACCGCCAGCAGCAAUGCCUACACAAGGAAGACAUUCUGCUCUUGUUGAACCACCCAUCGAUAUGCAGGCAGCUCAAUUCGCAUCUACUAUCGGGAUACUUCCUUAUGCCGACUUUGCAAGCCACGAACAAGGGCGCAAGUUUCAACUCGACAACACGAUGACGUCGUCUUCUACCCACGGCGCUGCACAAGUGAGCCGAUGCUUACACCCCUCAUGGCAACUCGAAUUCCCCACGACGGACCAGGACAAGGCCGACACAGACAGCCUUGACGACGAGUUUUCGCAUCAUGUGCAGCGGCAACCACUGGGGUCGUUCUGUCUGCAUCUCAUCAAGGAAACGGUUUCUCAAGCGUGCCUCGCUCUUAAGGGUCAGCGUCCGGUGCCAGACGGGGACAUUGAGCGUAUUUUUCAAGUGGCGCUGCGCUCGUACACGCGAGACCAAAUCAUCACUAGGUUGCAGGCGAUUCUGGGACCCGAGGGGCAUCGACUGUAUCUUGCGGCAGGCAUAUCUUGCACUGAUCAGGACGACGCCGGAGACUACCUGACAGCCGUGGAUGUUCAGUCACGACUUCAGGCACUCGGGGCACGAAUGAUAAACGUCGACCAUGUUGAAAUCAGCGUUCCCAAUAGCACGCCAGAAACAUCCGGCGACAGAGGCUACGAUUUCGGCGAUGCGGAGCUCACGUUUCCCGACCUUGGGCCAAAUGACGCUGCGAGUUGCGGAUACAAUCACGCGCCGAUAUUGAUGCAUCUUGAUGUCUGGCGCCUCACGGCUAGUCUUGUAAAUGUGGCUGUGUGUGCAAAGAGCAGGCCCAUGUACCCGCGAACAGAACUGGCCAAAGCAGUCCAGGCAUCGGUCGUCAUGGUCAAUGAAAGAGGGACAAGGGGCACAGCACAAGGGCUGUUGUAG